AUGGCUGCUGCCAGCUCCAGCAGGGCCAGGGCUGGGCUGCCCUGCGAGAAAUCCCAGCUCUCUAUAAAAGUGGUGUCGGUGAAGCCCAAGGCGCACGGCCGCUCCUCGCGGAUGAGCUGCUACGUGGAGGUGGUGGGCGAUGGGCUGCCCAGUGAGACCAGGAAGACAGGGAAGCAGAUUGGGAGCUCUGAGCUGCUGUGGAACGAGGUCCUCAUCCUGAACGUCACGGCUCAGAGCCACCUGGACCUGAAGGUGUGGAGCUGCCAUACCCUGCGGGACGACCUGUGUCCGCUGGCCAUGCUGGUGGGCACAUUGGAGAACAGGCAGCUGACCCUGGACCUGCAGAUGGAGAACAAAGGCAGUGUUGUCUCCGUCGGAGAGCUGACGAUUUUCCUGGACGGGCCUGCUGUUGAUCUGGGAAGGCUGCCUAAUGGCAGCGCCGGGACAGAGGGUGAGUGCCUGGCGGUGAGUGCGCGGCUAGGCAGGCGUGGGGCUGAGCGUGGAGCUGGGGUCCUGGUGCCAGGAGCUGCCUCUGCUCCCAGGUGAGGCUCCGGCCCCUGCCCGCCCCAGGCUGGGUCCCAGGUGCCUGGACGAGACCCCAGCAGUGUGGCUGCAGCCACGGAGAGCAGACACCAGCCUCCCAGUACAAACUGCUUUGGAAGCAGACCAAGGACACACCGACAUGCAGCUGGAGUGGCCAGGCAGAACACAGGGAGUGGAGAGCAAAGUCCCAGUGCCAGGAGCCGGCACUGGCAGCAGGCCAAGGGCGCGCAGCACAACGGCACAGGUGAGCCACCAUUGAAUGGAGAUGCAGCGGGUUCUGCGGACACGGACGAGGAGGCUCCGGCAGCGGGAGCGGCCGUACCGACGCCGGUGGCACCGAGCGUAGCUGACGGCUCCGUGGCUCCUGCCCCUCCUGCCCUGCCCAGCUCUGGAGAGGCAGAGGAGGCAGCUCCUGGCUCCAGUGCCCCGGCGGCGCGAGCAGCAGUGCUGGCCCUGGAUGCUCUGCCCCCCGGGUGGGAACAGCGAGAGCUGCCUAAUGGUAGAGUCUACUAUGUAGACCACAACAACAAGACCACCACAUGGGAGAGACCUCUUCCUCCAGGGUGGGAGAAGCGUGUGGAUCCUCGAGGCAGGUAUUACUACGUGGACCACAACACCCGGACCACCACGUGGCAGCGCCCCACGGCCGAGUACGUCAGGAACUACGAGCAGUGGCAGUCCCAGCGAAACCAGCUCCAAGGGGCCAUGCAGCAGUUCAGCCAAAGAUUCCUGUACCAGUCAUCCGGCGCCCCGUCCGACAAUGAUCCUCUGGGUCCCCUUCCUCCCGGCUGGGAGAAGAGACAGGACAAUGGGCGAGUCUAUUACGUGAACCACAACACACGGACCACCCAGUGGGAAGACCCUCGCACGCAGGGGAUGAUCCAGGAGCCGCCGCUGCCGCCCGGCUGGGAGAUGAAGUACACGAACGAGGGCGUGCGCUACUUUGUGGACCACAACACUCGCACCACCACCUUCAAGGACCCACGCCCGGGCUUUGAGUCUGGGAGUAAGCAGGGUGGCUCCCCGGGGGCCUAUGACCGGAGCUUUCGCUGGAAGUACCACCAGUUCCGAUUCCUCUGCCAUUCAAACGCGUUGCCCAGCCAUGUGAAAAUCAGUGUUUCCCGACAGACACUCUUUGAGGACUCCUUCCAGCAGAUCAUGAACAUGAAGCCAUACGACUUGCGCCGCCGCCUGUACAUCAUCAUGCGAGGAGAGGAGGGCCUGGACUACGGCGGCAUCGCCAGGGAGUGGUUCUUCCUCCUGUCCCAUGAGGUGCUGAACCCCAUGUACUGCCUCUUUGAGUACGCCGGCAAGAACAACUACUGCCUGCAGAUCAACCCUGCCUCCUCCAUCAACCCCGACCACCUCACCUACUUCCGCUUCAUCGGCCGCUUCAUCGCCAUGGCUCUCUAUCACGGGAAGUUCAUCGAUACUGGCUUCACGCUGCCCUUCUACAAGCGGAUGCUGAACAAGCGGCCCACGCUGAAGGACCUGGAAUCCAUCGACCCUGAGUUUUACAACUCCAUUGUCUGGACCAAGGAGAACAGCCUGGAAGAGUGUGGCCUGGAGCUGUAUUUUAUUCAGGACAUGGAGAUCCUGGGCAAGGUGACCACCCAUGAGCUGAAGGAGGGUGGUGAGAGCAUCCGGGUGACAGAGGAGAACAAGGAGGAAUACAUCAUGCUGCUGACAGACUGGAGGUUCACACGGGGUGUGGAGGAGCAGACCAAGGCUUUCCUGGACGGCUUCAACGAAGUGGUGCCCCUGGAGUGGCUGCGGUACUUCGAUGAGAAGGAGCUAGAGCUGAUGCUGUGCGGCAUGCAGGAGAUCGACAUGAACGACUGGCAGAAGAACACCAUCUACAGGCACUACACCAAGAACAGCAAACAGAUCCAGUGGUUCUGGCAGGUGGUUAAAGAGAUGGACAACGAGAAGAGGAUCCGGCUGUUGCAGUUUGUGACGGGGACCUGUCGCCUGCCCGUUGGGGGCUUCGCUGAGCUCAUCGGCAGCAACGGGCCCCAGAAAUUCUGCAUCGAUAAAGUUGGCAAAGAGACGUGGCUGCCUCGGAGCCAUACAUGCUUUAACCGUCUGGAUCUCCCUCCCUACAAGAGCUACGAACAGCUGAAGGAGAAGCUGCUUUAUGCCAUUGAGGAGACGGAAGGAUUUGGACAGGAGUGA
Chaetura pelagica (chimney swift) is the source of this 2718-nucleotide messenger RNA. It is a transcript of the gene WWP2, whose product is annotated as WW domain containing E3 ubiquitin protein ligase 2. Gene Ontology annotation, biological process: ubiquitin-dependent protein catabolic process; regulation of monoatomic ion transmembrane transport; protein K63-linked ubiquitination. Gene Ontology annotation, molecular function: protein binding; ubiquitin protein ligase activity. The transcript has 24 exons. The record is from RefSeq and is a predicted model, not a curated record. Lineage: Eukaryota; Metazoa; Chordata; Aves; Apodiformes; Apodidae.